This is a messenger RNA of Rubroshorea leprosula, 1489 nucleotides long. The record is from the annotation of a GenBank genome assembly. NCBI's taxonomy places the organism in Eukaryota, Viridiplantae, Streptophyta, Magnoliopsida, Malvales, Dipterocarpaceae.
AAGGAGUCUUUUUGAACUCAGAAAUAUGUAAAUAAAACAGCCCAUUUUUGUACUGUGAUUGCUCGAGAAAUCCCUAUACAAAAACUAUUGAUUUGUUAUUUUUCAUAGGAUAGUUCAAUGGUUGAUCUUGCUAGUGCAAAGGCUAGAUCAACAAGGUGCUUCAUUGUAUCCUAUGGCAUUUUAGGAGCAAUUGCAGUUGUUGUGUUUGUUACAUGGCAAGUCCUCAUUGUAGCCAUUAUUGCUUUGGUAGCUGUAAAAUACAUGCAGGAGUAUUAUCUAGCUUCAGCAAGGCAGCUAAUAAGAAUAAACGGGACAACAAAGGCUCCUGUUAUGAAUUAUGCAGCCGAGACAUCUCUAGGAGUGAUUACUAUAAGAGCUUUCAACACGACAGACAGGUUCUUCCAAAGCUACCUAAAGAUUGUUGAUACAGACGCUGCACUUUUCUUUCUUUGUAAUGCAUCCUUGGAAUGGCAUGUACUAAGGAUAGAGGCACUUCAAAAUCUUACUGUAUUUACUUCUGCACUUCUCCUCCUUCUGUUUCCUAAAGCCUAUGUUGCUCCAGGGCUUGCGGGGCUUUCACUCUCUUAUGCCUUGUCAAUAACAAGUACUCAAGUUUUCACCUCAAGAUGGUAUUGCAACUUAUCAAACUACAUUAUUUCAGUUGAAAGGAUAAAACAGUUCAUGCACAUCCCAGAAGAGCCUCCAGCGAUUAUAGAGGAAAACAGGCCACCAUCUUCAUGGCCCUAUAAGGGGAGGAAUGAGCUGCAAAAGCUGAAGAUAAGAUAUCGUCCAAAUUCCCCACCAGUUCUCAAAGGGAUCACUUGCAUGUUCCAAGAAAGGACUAGAGUUGGAGUUGUGGGAAGAACAGGAAGUGGCAAAUCAACACUAAUAAAUCUUAGAAUGAAACUCAGCAUCAUCCCUCAAGAGCAGACUUUGUUCAGAGGUAGCAUCCGCACCAACUUAGACCCCUUAGGCCUUUAUACUGAUGAUGAAAUAUGGAAGGCUUUGGAGAAAUGCCAGCUAAGUAAUCUACCAAACAAGCUUGAUUCAUCCAUGAGCGAUGAAGGUGAGAAUUGGAGCAUGGGACAGCGACGGCUAUUCUGCCUUGGAAGAGUGCUACUUAAGAGAAACAAAAUACUAGUCUUGGAUGAAGCCAUAGCUUCCAUUGACUCUGCUAGAGAUGGCAUCCUGCAACGUAUCAUCAGAGAGGAAUUCUUAGAGUGCAUAGUGAUAACAGUAGCUCAUAGAGUUCCAACUGUUCUAGACAGUGACAUGGUCAUGGUCCUUUCCUAUGGAGAAUUAGUUGAGUAUGAUGAGCCUUCAAAGCUUAUGGAAACAAACUCAUCCUUUUCUAGGCUUGUAGCUGAAUAUUAGUCAAGUUGCAAAAGAAAACAAAAUUCCUCCAAGAUAUGGAAUUAUUAUAAAAUGUAGUAAAUAAAUUUGUAGAGACUUGUAACCUGUGCUUCUGGAAUCAAUUGCCCAUUCAAGU